Messenger RNA from Aureobasidium namibiae CBS 147.97, 1242 nucleotides. RefSeq lists its product as uncharacterized. The record is from RefSeq and is a predicted model, not a curated record. Gene Ontology annotation, cellular component: cytoplasm; cytosol; plasma membrane. The annotation marks the transcript as partial. Gene Ontology annotation, molecular function: ubiquitin protein ligase binding; protein-macromolecule adaptor activity. Gene Ontology annotation, biological process: ubiquitin-dependent endocytosis. NCBI's taxonomy places the organism in Eukaryota, Fungi, Ascomycota, Dothideomycetes, Dothideales, Saccotheciaceae. The transcript has 4 exons.
AUGGUGCAUACCCCUCGAGCCAAGCCUGUGCUUGAGAUCAUUCCAAACAACCGCUUCAUCGUCUUCCACGGAGACCAGCAUGAAGCCCAGACUAUCAAGCUGAACGGUGUGGUCAGAUUGACUACUCCGGAUGCCAUGAGCAUCAAGAACGUCAAAAUCUGGCUUGAGGGCAAGCGACGAAUCUCAUGGUUCUACAUGGGCGGCAUGGCGGCAGGUGAAGUGUCGGACAAAAAGACCUUUUGGCGCGAGGAACGUGCUCUGGGCACAUCUGGCACGCACAAGAUCAACUCGGGGACGAUAGAGUGGCCCUUUGAAUACACUCUCGACCCUAGCAUGCCCGAGAGCAUCGAAGGCAUGAACAGCACCUACAUCGUCUACUACUUGCACGCAAGUGUCUCGAGGCCCGGUUGGAACGCAAAGGACAUCACCACCACUCAGCACAUCCGCAUUGUGAGAACCCUGGGUCCCGAACAGAUGGAAACAACUCGCUCAAGGACCAACGCCGACAUUUGGGCAAACAAGCUCAGCUACAGCAUUUCCAUCCCCACCGACGCCGUCGUCUUCGGUACAUCUAUCGUUGCAGACGUCGAACUGUCACCUAUUCGAAAGGGUGUCAAGCUCGGCAAGAUUGAAAUGAGGCUGAUAGAGGCCGUCACCAAGAGAAUACAAUCUGCCGAGGUACCAGACCAGCGUGGUGACAGAUGCAAGGUCGAUGAGUCGGACGUUGCAAAAGCUGAAAUGGAGUUCCCUGAGAACUCGCGUGUCACUUUUGCUGACGAGAGCGCCGACAAUCCCAUCAUGGAAGAUGAGAAAUACGUCUUCAAGGCAACUCUGGAGCUGCCCAAGUCUCUCAAGCAAUGCAGGCAAGACGUCGAUUCGCACAACAUCAACAUCACCCAUCGUUUCAAGCUGAUGGUCAACAUUCACAAUCCCGAAGGCCACGUCUCUCAGCUUGUUUGCCGUCUUCCUGUCAAGCUAUUCAUCUCCCCUAACCUGCCAGUCGACGACUCGAAUGAGGUCCAAGUUGCCGCAAGAACCAUGACCGAUGCCGAAUUGAAUCAACAAGAAGUCGCGUUGAACGCCCCGCCCGAGUACGGAAGACACCAACUGGACGCUCUAUACAACGACAUCAACACCGGCGGAUACAUGAGUCGCGCUCCCAGUGGAUCAGCCACACCAUUCUAUGCUCAGAGCCGCAACGGAUCCUCAGAAAACGUACAAUCUCUGAGCGGUAUCGCUGAU